Molecule: messenger RNA, 1359 nt
Organism: Pseudomassariella vexata
Lineage: Eukaryota; Fungi; Ascomycota; Sordariomycetes; Amphisphaeriales; Pseudomassariaceae
Product: S-adenosyl-L-methionine-dependent methyltransferase
Exons: 3
Coding region: 1-1359 (452 amino acids)
Biological process (GO): methylation
Cellular component (GO): cytoplasm
Molecular function (GO): nucleic acid binding
Source: RefSeq, a predicted model, not a curated record
AUGGAGUACCUCAUUCGUUUCAGUCAAUCUCAUGAGACUUUUCGCGUAGCAGAGAUCCAGGCGCUCGCUAUCGUUGCUGGUUUCAAUAUGGAAAUUAUCCAUUAUGAUGCGGAGUCGCCUUUCUGUGUCGUCCGCCUUCCCUCGGAAGAAGCAGCCCGUACACUUAUAAAACGCUCCAUAAUCGCACAAUCCAUUCAUGAACACUGGGGCACAGGCGGCACGUUCGAUGAGCUGCACGCAGAAGUCAAGAAGAAGACCUCUGAACUAUGGCCAAAAUACAAGACGGCAAGCUUCAAAAUCUCCCUAGACAACUACCAGGGCACCAGACCGAACAAGCAGAGAGUUGCCCUAUUCAACUCCUUCUCCUACCUCCCAUUCUCAGGAGAGAUCAAGAUGAAAGAUCCAGAUGAAGAGUUCACUAUUUUCGAGCAAUGGGAUUUCAAGGCAGUCGAACGCAACCUGCCUGCUCCGCUAAAAGUGCAUUUUGGACGAUACAUUGCUCCGUCCGGGAGAGAUUUGUGCCUAAAGUUUGAUCUCAAGAAACGUGGGUAUAUUUCGACAACGUCUAUGGACAGUGAGUUAGCCCUCAUAACGGCAAAUAUCGCUCUUGCCGCCCCAGGAAAACUCUUCUACGACCCAUUCGUGGGCACUGGUAGCUUCCCUAUUGCUUGUGCCCAAUGGGGCGCCCUGGCAUUCGGCAGUGAUAUUGAUGGAAGGAGCAUAAGAGGCGAGGGAAAGAAGAAGAGCUUGAAAGGGAACUUUGAGCAGUACGGCCUGCAGCAAAUGCUAGGUGAUAUGUUCGUGUGCGACUUAACAAACAGUCCCGUGCGGCGGAGACGUAUACUCGAUGGCAUUUUGUGUGAUCCUCCGUACGGCGUCAGAGAGGGGUUAAAGGUGCUGGGUUGCAGAGACCCGGAGAAAGAGCCCUGGGUUGUGGAAAAGGGGAAACUCAUCUACAAAGAGCCUGACUUCAUUCCACCGAAGAAACCAUACAGCUUCCUCGCCAUGUUGGAUGACAUAUUGCAAUUUGCAACGGACACUCUGGUCGACAAUGGCCGACUUUCUUUUUGGAUGCCCACAGCCAAUGAUGAACAGCAAGAGAUGGGCGUGCCGACGCAUCCCUGCAUGGAGAAUGUAGUCGUCUGCACUCAAGUUUUCAACAAGUGGACGCGGAGACUUAUUACCUACCGCCGGCUGCCAGACUCAGAAGUGGAUUCUGAAGCCCUGGCACAGAAACGAUCCCAUGUUCCGACCAACGGCGUUACCGCCGAUGAGCUGAACCCAUUUCGCCGCCAUUACUUUAAUGGUUUCCGAGCCCAGGCUGCUGUUGACUCUGCGAUUGAGGCCGCUCCCAAAUAA